Messenger RNA from Scleropages formosus (Asian bonytongue), 1644 nucleotides. It is a transcript of the gene ing5a, whose product is annotated as inhibitor of growth family, member 5a. The transcript has 8 exons. Gene Ontology annotation, molecular function: chromatin binding. Gene Ontology annotation, biological process: regulation of DNA-templated transcription; positive regulation of apoptotic signaling pathway. NCBI's taxonomy places the organism in Eukaryota, Metazoa, Chordata, Actinopteri, Osteoglossiformes, Osteoglossidae. The coding region runs from base 82 to 804 and encodes 240 amino acids. Gene Ontology annotation, cellular component: nucleus. The record is from RefSeq and is a predicted model, not a curated record.
UUUCCGAAAGACGGGUGUUGGGGGGGAGGAAAAAAAAAAAAAAAAAAAAACCCCACAUGUUUAUACUUCUGGAAACUGAAGAUGGCGACGGCGAUUUACUUGGAGCAUUACCUCGACAGCAUUGAGAAUCUGCCCUGUGAACUGCAGCGGAACUUCACUCUGAUGCGCGAUUUGGACCACAGGACCGAAGAGAAGAAAGGAGAGAUCGAUCAGCUCGCUAAGGAGUACAUAGCAAAUGUGAGGAGUCUGGCCUCGGAGCAGAGGGUCGAGCACUUGCAGAAGAUCCAAGCCGCCUACAGCAAGUGCAAGGAGUACAGCGAUGACAAGGUGCAGCUCGCUAUGCAGACGUACGAAAUGGUGGACAAACACAUCCGCCGACUGGACGCCGACCUGGCUCGUUUUGAGAACGAGCUCAAAGAAAAACUUGAAGUGAGCAGCUAUGAGAACCUGGAGCGGAGGACCCUAAAGAAAGGCACCCGAAACCUCAAGGAAAAGAAAGGGCCCAAGGGGAGAAGCAGGAAAGGGUCGGACGAUGAUUCACCGAGGAAAAAGAAACUCAAGAAUGGCCCAGAGUUCAGCGAGUCCCUCUUGGCGGUACAUCCGUCUGACGUUCUGGACAUGCCUGUGGACCCCAACGAGCCCACCUACUGUUUGUGCCAUCAGGUUUCCUACGGAGAAAUGAUCGGCUGCGACAACCCAGAUUGUCCCAUUGAGUGGUUUCACUUUUCAUGCGUUGAACUGACUACAAAGCCAAAGGGGAAGUGGUUUUGUCCUCGAUGUAUCCAGGACAGGAAGAAGAAAUAAAAUGUAGUCUAUCUUUAAAUAUGUAUUUUGUUUAUUCAGUAAUAUAUAUGUGUGUCCCUUUCUAAAUUGAUGAUUUCUUACAGCGGGUCAAAACAAAGAUUUUAUUUUUAAAUUGCUGUUUUAAAUACUUGAAAUAUGCGGCAGUCCUUAUUGUUCAGGUUGUACUAUUUGGCAGACAAAUUUAUAAUUCGGUUUUAAUAGCUCAUGAAUCAUGAGAGUACUGCCUCAUUUUUAUGCCCUUAGAAAAUGACAUUUUAAUUGUGGGCUCAAGAGAGAAAUGCAGCAGGGUCUUCUGUGUUUCUUCUGAAUUUCACACGUUACCUACCUCCUGGGCUGUGUCCUCUCACUAUUCCCUGAGUCCUGUUGGAAGUCCUAGAAGGCCAUAUGUUGAACUCAGCACAAGCCAAAAAUGUUCACUCACCAACUCCAUGUGGGCAGAAGCCGCUGCCCCCGUCAAGACAUCGGAUUUGUAUGAUAAAACCUCUGAUCGUAACUGUUGUGUUCUAUCAGUCUGCCUGUCUGAGCUUUUAUGCAAAAUGCCCUAGUGGUAUCUGCUGAGUCUAGCCGUUGUUUCGCUUUAAUUGUUGAACUGACUGGAAUGUAAUAGGGCGGUAAAUGGUUAGACCUUUUGAAAGGCAAAUGUAAAAGAAACUCUGACAGCAGCCUAAUUUUUGCACUUUAAGGAAACUCACCUAAGCUAUUGGAGCUCCCUCCAAUGAAUUACCCUUGUCUCAAAGGGAAUGGGUGUAUUUUAUUGCUGAUCAUUCACAUGGAGGGAGCAGGGGGUUGUUUCUUUAAUACUCCUAAGCAAGCUGCUGUAAAAAAAAAAAAAAAAAAAAA